This is a messenger RNA of Tribolium madens (black flour beetle), 2856 nucleotides long. RefSeq names its product translation initiation factor IF-2, mitochondrial (gene mIF2). NCBI's taxonomy places the organism in Eukaryota, Metazoa, Arthropoda, Insecta, Coleoptera, Tenebrionidae. The record is from RefSeq and is a predicted model, not a curated record. Gene Ontology annotation, molecular function: translation initiation factor activity; GTP binding; GTPase activity. Bases 319 to 2463 code for a protein of 714 amino acids. The transcript has 7 exons. Gene Ontology annotation, biological process: translational initiation.
AGGCAACUUUUAAUACAACAGAGAAAACAUUGCCUACUUUUACUACCAGUUAAAAUCUUCAGUGCCUUGCCAACCGUUGCCAACCAACCUAACCAAAUUUAUGGCAACUUUUCACAAAUAUCCCUAAAUCCUAGGGAGUAAUUUCUUGUUGAUACGAUAAUAUUUCCUCAAUUUAAAAUAAUAUCGUUCAUCAACGAUUUCGGUUCUUCCGUAUUUCGUGUUUGUUUGACUGCCGCGAAGUCUGAAAUUUGAAUUUAUGGAAUCUAACCCAACUUUUUCUCUCAUGUGCAAAAAAGAUUAUUUAUUUAUUACGAUUAAAUGGCAUUGAAUAUGAGAUUUUUAAGAUUUAAGCCACUUUUAGGACCUUCUAUUAAAUCUUUUAGUUUACAUUACAAUGUUCAAAGGUUCUCAGAUUUAACGUGUAAGAAACUCAAAAACAAUAUUAAUUUAGUUGGUUGUUGCCAAAGCUAUGUUUUACAACUUCAUACAAGCUCGAUUUCGUUUAAGCGACGAAAAACUGGCGAGGAAAAAAAAAUAAACCGAGUUUUGGAGUACCACAAAGUCAAGGGCGACGUCGUGGAAGUUUGGAAAGACAUAACAGCGGAAGAACUCGCCAAAGUGCUAAACAAAGACUUCAACUAUGUCAAAGAGAUCUUCCUACAUGAGGUAAAGAGCCCCAAAACUGUAAUAAGCGAUAUGAAGUUCCUCCAACAAGGCAUACGACGUAGCGGCCACCGUAUGAAAAUAAUCGCCAAACCUACCGACGACAUUGAGGUUGAAAUUAUUGAAAAAGAUGCAUUUCCAAGACCACCUCCCUCGAAAUCUGACCUGAAGAGUCGCCCCCCUGUUGUGACAGUAAUGGGCCAUGUCGAUCACGGAAAAACAACACUUCUUGACGCUUUGCGACACUCCAGUGUUGUUGACCAGGAAUUUGGGGGAAUCACACAACACAUUGGUGCUUUUUUGGUAGUUCUUGAUUCAGGGGCUAAGAUCACGUUUUUGGACACUCCGGGACAUGCGGCAUUCAGCGCGAUGCGAGCAAGAGGGGCAAAUUUGACCGAUAUCGUGGUUUUGGUGGUUGCGGCCGAUGAUGGGGUCAUGGAGCAGACCCUUGAAUCCGUUCGCAUGGCCAGGGAGGCCCAAGUGCCAAUACUUGUCGCUAUUAAUAAAAUUGAUUCCCCUAAAGCUAACAUUGAGAGAACUGAACAAAUGCUACUUGAAGCUGGGAUUCACAUAGAGAAAUUGGGUGGAGAAGUACAAGCUGUACCUGUUUCAGCCCUCAAAAAGCAAAAUUUGAACCAAUUAACUGAAGCCUUGGUUUUACAAGCCGACUUGCUCGAAAUUGGGGCUGAUCCUAAAGGUUUGGUUGAGGCGGUUGUGGUCGAAAGUAAAUUAGAUCCUCACAGGGGGAAACUAUGCACUGUUAUAGUACAAAGGGGAACCUUGAAAAAGGGCGAUAUUUUAGUUGCGGGGGUUUGUAUGGGCCGAGUUAGGGUUCUUCGGAAUGCAGAUGGUCAAAUUAUGAAUGAGGCACCUCCAGGUUACCCUACAGAAAUUGAGGGUUGGAAGGAUUUACCCGUUCCUGGUGAACUGGUACUGGAGGUAGAAUCGGAAAAAAUGGCAAAGGAUGUUAUCAAAAUACGGGAAAGUAAAUUGGAAAGGGAGAAACAAGAACAAGACGCUGUGGUUAUUGCUGAAAAACAGGCUUAUCACGAAAAGGAGUAUAAAGAGAGAUUGAAGUUGAAAAGGAGUUUAGGGAGGUUUAAGUUGAAGAGAGAAGGGCCAAGGCAGCCGGAAAUCCCUAAAGACGACGACCCAACUCCGACUCUGAAUAUCAUUGUAAAAAGUGAUGUAGAUGGUACUUUGGAGGCUAUAUUAAACACUUUGGACACCUACGACUCUCCUGAGUGCAAAAUGGACUUGGUUCACUAUGGAGUGGGUGCUGUGAGUGAAAAUGAUGUCGAGUUAGCACAAGCUUUCAGGGGAAUUAUUUACGCAUUCAAUACCAAUUGUCCUAAAAAUAUUCAAGAGUUAGCUGAAAACUCAGGUGUUAACAUUAAGUUUCAUAACGUAAUUUACAAAUUAGUGGACGAUGUGAAAGCAGAAAUCAACGAUAGAUUACCACAAAAAGAACAGGACGAAGUAUUAGGCGAGGCCACAGUUUUGCAACACUUUGAAAUCAAUGACGGGAGGAAAAAAGUGCAGGUGGCGGGGUGUAGAUGUGUCAAGGGGGUGUUGAGGAAAUCGGCAUUGUAUAGGGUUGUAAGAAAUGGACAAAUUAUACACGAGGGCCAAUUAUCGUCGAUGAGACAUUUGAAAAAUGAAGUUGAUUUAAUUAAAACUGAUGUAGAAUGUGGCCUUCGACUACAAGAUAAAACAGUUGUGUUCCAACCCGGCGAUUCCAUUAUCUGUUACCAAAAAGUGACAGUACCUCAAGUGACCACUUGGGACCCUGGAUUCUAAGGAUGAAAACUAGUAGAAUAUUUGAUAAAAUUUAAUCACUUUAAUAAAUGUACAGUUACGAAUUUGAUGCCAUUUGUUGUAACAAACUCAUCAGUUUAUGGAACCUGUUUUUAAUUUCUGCAACGGAUCGGUUUUGCAACACUUGGGAAAUAUGUUUGAAGUUUUCCUCGUCAUCACUACGUUCUCUAAAGGCUUGUAAAAUAAUCUUGUCUUCUUCUCUACUCCAGGAGACGCUUUGUGGCCCACUUACAUUUGUUGAACCAACUGCUUCAUCACUGUCGGUGUUUGUGGCAUCUUGAGACGACUCAAAACACUCUACGAACAGAAAAUAAUAAUAAUUCAACACUUUUACAAAUCAAAGAUACUUUAAUGCAAAAAUUGUCUCUUUAUUCU